This is a messenger RNA of Arabis nemorensis, 1233 nucleotides long. The record is from the annotation of a GenBank genome assembly. NCBI's taxonomy places the organism in Eukaryota, Viridiplantae, Streptophyta, Magnoliopsida, Brassicales, Brassicaceae.
AUGAGUGCGAAAAAGGUGGAAGGGACGUCUUCUCCGGCGAUCCGACGUGACCCGUACGAGGUGCUCUCUGUAUCAAGAGACGCCAAUGAUCAGGAAAUCAAAUCCGCUUACAGAAAAUUAGCUCUCAAGUAUCAUCCGGACAAGAAUGCCAACAAUCCCGAAGCUUCUGAACUUUUCAAGGAAGUUGCAUAUUCAUAUAGCAUUUUGUCUGACCCAGAAAAGAGAAGGCAGUAUGACAAUGCAGGAUUUGAGGCCCUCGAUGCUGAUGGAAUGGACAUGGAAAUUGAUUUGUCAAACCUAGGAACUGUAAAUACUAUGUUUGCAGCACUAUUCAGCAAACUCGGUGUGCCUAUCAAAACUACUGUGUCUGCCAGUGUUCUUGAAGAGGCUAUGAAUGGAACUGUUACAGUUAGACCCCUUCCGAUUGGUACAUCAGUUAGUGGGAAGGUAGACAAGCAAUGUGCUCAUUUCUUUGGAGUUACGAUAAGUGAACAGCAAGCUGAAUCAGGGGUUGUUGUUAGAGUAACAUCAACAGCACAAAGUAAAUUCAAGUUGCUUUAUUUUGAGCAAGAUUCAAGUGGCGGCUAUGGAUUGGCCUUACAGGAAGAGAGUGAGAAAACAGGCAAAGUAACGUCAGCUGGCAUGUAUUUCUUGCAUUUUCAAGUAUACCGAAUGGAUUCGACAAUCAAUGCGUUAGCUGUAGCCAAGGAUCCUGAAUCUGCUUUCUUUAAGCGACUGGAAGGUCUUCAACCUUGUGAGGUUUCAGAACUGAAAUCUGGCACGCAUAUAUUUGCAGUUUAUGGUGAUAAUUUCUUUAAGACUGCAUCCUACACGAUUGAGGCACUCUGUGCAAAGACCUAUGAGAAUACAACAGAGAAAUUGAAGGAGAUUGAANCUCAAAUCUUAAGAAAGAGAAACGAGUUGCGACAGUUUGAAACAGAGUACCGAAAAGCUUUGGCGCGCUUUCAAGAAGUUACCAACAGGUAUACCCAGGAGAAGCAAACUGUGGAUGAACUGCUAAAGCGACGGGAUUCAAUCCACUCAUCCUUCUCUGUCGUGAAGACACCAAGCAGCAACAACUUAAGCAAUGGAAGUAGCAGCAAACCUCAGGGAGAGGAAUCAAAAGGCGAUGGGGAUAGUGCGGGAGAAGAAGGCGGAUCAGAGAGUAAAGACAGAUCCAAAAGGAAAUGGUUCAACUUGAACCUAAAAGGAUCUGAUAAGAAGCUUGGUUAA